UGCCAUUAUUUUAAAAGAUGCUAUUGCCAUGAUUUCGUGACGUUCGUGUCUUCGUGACAAAACCGAAUCUUCAUUCAUUACGAAUGAAUCUUCGUGUGAUUUUUCUACAAAUAAUAAUUUCUCGGGUUCAGUAAAACGCGAAUCGAAGUUCAUUGUAAACAAUGUGUGAUAUCUACAUAGCGGUUGUGUGUUCUUCGAACAUGAACCGAAGUAUGGAGGCUCAUGCAUUUCUGGCGAAGAAAGGCUUCAAAGUAAAGUCUUAUGGCACAGGAGAAAAGGUUAAGUUACCAGGUGCUUCUGCAGAUCGACCGAAUUGUUAUGAAUUUGGAGUCCCAUACGACGACAUUUACAACGAUUUGUUGGAGAAGGACAAAGUAUACUAUACACAAAAUGGCAUUCUUCAUAUGUUAGAUAGAAACAGAAGAAUCAAACCCAGUCCAGAGAAGUUUCAGAUAUCAACAGAGAGAUUUGAUGUUAUAAUAACAUGUGAAGAAAGGGUGUAUGACCAAGUUAUAGAGUGGUUUGGAUCAAGGAGGUCAGUGUAUAACCAGCCGGUCCAUGUUGUGAAUAUGGACAUACAAGACAACCACGAGGAAGCAACUAUUGGUGCAUUUUUGAUAAGUGACAUGGUCACUAAGAUGGCUCAAAGUGAUGAUUUAGAUAAUGAUAUUGAUGAACUAUUACAUGAGUUUGAAGGAAAAUGUCACCGGCCAAUUCUUAAUUGUAUAAUGUUUUACUAAGAUAUGUACUUGAAA
Messenger RNA from Spodoptera litura, 755 nucleotides. It is a transcript of the gene Ssu72, whose product is annotated as Ssu72 CTD phosphatase. The record is from RefSeq and is a predicted model, not a curated record. Gene Ontology annotation, molecular function: phosphoprotein phosphatase activity. NCBI's taxonomy places the organism in Eukaryota, Metazoa, Arthropoda, Insecta, Lepidoptera, Noctuidae. Gene Ontology annotation, cellular component: nucleus. Gene Ontology annotation, biological process: mRNA processing.